Messenger RNA from Eupeodes corollae, 7546 nucleotides. RefSeq lists its product as uncharacterized. Lineage: Eukaryota; Metazoa; Arthropoda; Insecta; Diptera; Syrphidae. The coding region runs from base 992 to 7384 and encodes 2130 amino acids. The record is from RefSeq and is a predicted model, not a curated record. The transcript has 19 exons. Gene Ontology annotation, biological process: S-methylmethionine cycle; protein phosphorylation. Gene Ontology annotation, molecular function: S-adenosylmethionine-homocysteine S-methyltransferase activity; protein kinase activity; ATP binding.
GGAAUCAAUCGUCAAAAAAGUGAAAAGUUCUCCAGGUGAGGACGACAAAAACCAAAAACUACCGAGUUCGAGUUAAAAAUUUAAUUAUUCCCAAAACCAAUUCAAAACUCUUCUAAAAUCCAACAAUUUCCUCAACAAAUUAAAAUAACAAUCAACUAUCCCAAACCUAAACAAUCCCAAUCAAACAUAGCCACAAAUACGUUUUUUAAAUAACUUCAUAACUUUUUCUUUUCCCAAUAAAAUCGAUUCGUGAAUCUUAAGCAGAGAGUGGUGUGGGCGAGACGCAAACAAAAACAAGAAUUCAAAAAGAAAAUCCUGAAAAAUGUAAAUUUUUUGCAAAUUCAAUAAGAAAAAUAAAAUAAUUCGCUAAAAUAAUCAAACCACUUGAAGUCGAUCUUCAUUUGGACAAAAUCGAAAUAGAAAAGUGAUAAAAAUUAAAAUGUUUUAACGCCCAUAAUCUGCUUCGUAUCUGAAAUUCCAUAUUUAUUUUUUCCAAAGCAAAGGAAAAUUUUGUGCAAUUUCGGUUUCGGAAUUGAGAAUUGGAUCUUGAACGUUGGACGUCGUCGUCGUGUCGUCUUUUCCAAUAGCAAAAUAAAAGGAAAAAAUAUGCAAGUCUAGUUCGUCGUCGUCGUCGCCAAAUCGUCGUCGUCGUCGUGUGUUAUUAUUUAAUUAUUUUGUUUGAUUCUUUUUUUUUUUUAAAUAAAAGUUUUUUUUUUCUUGCUUAAAGAAAAGAUCAGAUCGAGAGGAGGGUUUGACGGUGACUCGACAACAACUGUGCUUUACAAUAAUAAAAAAAAGAAUACAAUUGUGCAAACAGGGGGUGUUAUCAGUGUUGCCAGGUUGCCACCCAAUUUCAAGUCUUUUAAGAUUUGUUUCUGUUCUCCUGUAAUCCGACUAAGAACAGAAACAGAAGCACGAAUCUGGAAAGGUUAAUCCUCGCGAAAAAUUAAAACAACUUAGAAUUGGAGCAGCAACUACAACAUCAGGCACAAUGAAGAAAAUAUUUUCCAAAUUCGACAAAAACGAGAAGCUCGAGAACAGCACCACCACCAAGGAGACGAACAGUUUUGUCGGCAAAGUUUUCGUAGUGGGUCGAGUGUCUGUGACAGUUGAAGAUGUGCUGGCAGAAGGUGGUUUUGCGAUGGUAUUUCUGGCCAAAGCCAAUUCAGGAAAUGCUAAGUACGCUCUUAAACGUAUGUACGUAAAUAACGAGCAUGAUCUGAACGUAGCGAAGCGAGAAAUUCAAAUAUCUAGCAACUUAAAUGGCCACAAAAAUAUAAUUGGCUAUGUCGACUCAAGCAUUACUCAUACGGGCAAUGGAGUUUGUGAGGUUCUUCUAUUAAUGCCUUACUGCAAGCAUCACAUGCUGGCCAUGAUGAAUGCAAGAUUGCAAGUGGGCUUCACUGAAUCAGAAGUUUUGACUAUAUUCUGUGAUAUCGCUGAGGCUGUUUCACGCCUGCACUAUUGUCAAACACCGAUCAUCCAUCGUGAUCUCAAGGUCGAGAAUAUAUUGCAAAACGAUGCAGGGAAUUUUGUUUUGUGUGACUUUGGUUCGGCCACUGCAAAGAUUCUUAAUCCCACGACUCAUGGUGUGACUGCAGUUGAAGAAGAAAUUCAAAAGUACACCACCUUGUCGUAUCGGGCACCUGAAAUGAUUGACUUGUACAGUGGAAAACCCAUCACAACUAAGGCAGAUAUUUGGGCGUUAGGGUGUUUGCUGUACAAGUUAUGCUUUUUCAAUUUGCCCUUUGGUGAGAGUACACUUGCCAUUCAGAGUGGUAAUUUCUCAAUUCCCGAUAAUUCAAAAUACACAAAAGGAAUGCAUCAGUUGAUAAAAUUUAUGCUCGAACCAGAUAUGGACAAACGACCCAAUAUUUUCCAAGUUUGUGAGAUUGCCUUUAAACUUGUAGGCAAAGAGAAUCCGGUACAAAAUCUGCACAAAUCUCCCCUACCCGUACUCGAACAACUGGCAGUGCCUCCUUUUGAAACAGAAUUCAAACGCCUACACAGUUCUACUACUGUAAAAGUCAAGCCUCAAAGUGUACCUAUCGUGGAAUCUGGAACAAGCGUUGCACCCAGACAACGACCCAAAGGAAGCUCGGCACACAGUCAGCACCCACUCUCGCUGGGUUUACCACCCAGUCCAUCGCCACGAAAUAAUAUAACAUCACCACAACCGGUAGUAGAACAAUUUCAAGCAAACUUCCCAGCAAUUACUGCUCCAUCUCAGCAGCAACCGGCACAACCAAUCGCAACCCCACAAGCACAGCAGCCAGCAGUCACAACACCAGUUCAAGCAAUGCAACAGGCAGUACCAACGGCACACACACAAGGGGGGGUACCCCCUCCGAAAGGCAAUAGAGCAAAUUUGGAUAGACUCUUUGAAUCAACGUAUCCGGAUCCAUUUAGUGAAGCUGCUAGUAUUGCAGAAUCCGCUGCUUCUAUCGAGAGUAGUCUGCCAGAGCAGCCAAUGUCACUUCCGCCCGAUAUGAUUGCAGCACUAGGAACUCCAACUAAGACAAUGCUAACACCACCCAAGUCAAGUGGUGGUCAUAGGCGCAAUGUAAGCGACACCUCAGCAUUCAAUAAAACUUUUGCAAACGAAACAUCCCAGUUCCUUGCUCCCUACGAUCAGUCUGUGAAGAGCCGCAGUGGUAACGUUGAAUCACCACCCAACAGCACUGGCGGCGGCAGUCAAGGAUCUAACCCUGGACUAUUCCUAUCCGAACAGAAUAUGGCCAAUGCACGCUUGCUAUCGCAAUCGAUUUCUGCUUCCAUUUCCAAUACAGAGCUUUCUAGUUUGCCAGCAAAUACGACGGGAACGUCAUUAGAAUCAGCUGCAGCAACUGCAGGUGCUUCACUCACCCUAGAAGCAAGAGUCGAUGCUUGGAAUCCAUUCGAAGACCAGCCCUUCAGUCAGAUGACUGAGGAUCAUAUUUUUGAGGUAGAAUUUGAUAAAAUUCGUCAGCGUGGGAGUCAAGGAAGUAUUACUGCAAAAUCUGGUUCUACUGCAUCAACAUUGACGCCGACUGAGAACAAUCAUUGUAGCAGCAAUCAAAUGCAAUCCACUCCAAUUCCCGUGGUACCUGCACCACCACAGCCAACAGCAGGAGUAGCCCCAGUUGUAGCACAAGUAGCAGCACAAACUGCAGUUGUUAGUGGUGGAAACGGCGGUGGGCCAACUAUAAAUCCCACAAUCCCCGAGGACCCAUUUGGUUCGGCACCAUUUAGCUUGCCACCGGGAUUGCGUGAGAAAGCCUCAGCACUUAGGAAAACCGGAGCUCAUCGUGGGAGUGCCAGCGGCAGCACCUCAGUAACGAUUCCACAAGCCUGUGGAACGACAUCUUCCACAUCAUCCAAAUGGCUGCUUUCACCAACUUUGGAAGUAAUUUCAAGCGAAGAAAAAGCUUCUUUGCUCAAUAAUUUGCGUUCAGAUUCCGAACGAGAUGGCGAUAGUGUUACCAUAACUGGGAGUUAUGUGAAAAUACCGUUAGAAGAUCGAAACAAGUAUGAAAAGUUACGAAGCAAUGAUAAUCCAACAUCAGAUGAUUCAGACUCUGAGUUCUUCAACGAGGACUACGGCAGUAGUAAGAAGACAAUUUUCAAACACAUCGUAACCAAUAACAUUCCAGAAAAAAUACACAAAAUCCAACAGGCAGCUUAUCACAAAGUUGAUAAGACUCAGAUUAAAGUUCCGAUCGUUAAAAAACUGCGGUCUUCUACGAAAGCAAAGAAUUCCACCUCACAGGCGGCAUCAUCAGCAAGUAAAACCGAGAAAAGCGGUAAUUCAGAGCCACCUGUUGAUGGAAAGAAAUCUUCUGAACGUGACGAAGAUGCAGAUUCUAUUGGAUCUGCGAGUGACUUGCGUGCUGAGGAUGAUGACUUCUUCGAUGAGAAUAACAUGAACUCAGCCAAUAGGUUCAAGAAACCCGUCAUGGACGAUGGAAUAAGUGAGAGUGUUAAGACGUGCAGUUCAUCGGCUUAUCACGCCGAAUGUGAGAGUGUCACAACUCACGAAGACGAUGUAAGUCGGGUCGUUGUGAAAGUACGAAUGAGGAAGAAGGACCGCAUGAGCGAGGGGAAUAAUAAUGUCAAUGAAAACGAGCUCAGUCCAUCUUCCAAUGACUUUCUACAUAAAUUUGGUGAUAAGCCUCUCCUACUCGACGAUGAACUGGAUUACGGCUCUGGAGACAGUGAUUCCAAAGGGAAGAGUGAAGAAUCACCAGAAGCUCCUAAUGAUGAAGAGGAGUUAGAUGUUUUUGCUAUGGCGCCCUUCAAGAUGCCUGUGGCCCUACCGAAGAAGAAGAAAAGUCGAGCCAAGAGUCUUCCCGUAGUCGAUACGAAGAAAGAAGAAGCUGAAAUCUGGACUUCUACCCCAAUAAAGGAGGACAGUCGACAAGGCAAACGCAACUCUUUCGUUACCUAUUUAAAUGAGGCACCAGCCUUACCCGGACCCCCUGUUUCAGUUCGUCCCUCAACUCUGACACCAAAACCUCGAAGACAACAACUUGAUGAAUUCAACGAGCCGGUUUUUAAUCCCUUUAUUGAUGGUAUAGCGCCAAUUAAGCCUCCUCCAGCAAUUCCGCCCAAGCCAAAAGUGCCAUUGGCAGCAAACAAAGUUCAAAGUUCCUCAGAUUUUGGGAUGGUAACUGUAAUCUCAGCAUCGCAGCCGUUGCCAUCUGAUGCCCCAUCGACUAAUGGGCGUGAUCUCUUUGGCUCGGAGCCAUUUCCACAGGUAAUUAGUAAAUGUGUCACCCCUAUAAGUCAAUUCACACCCGAUCCAGUCCAGCUGGUUACUGUAAACCACUCGAUAAUAAUAAACAAAACCCCCGAACCAUCUCCAAUAAAUAUACACCAACAACAACUCCAACUCCAUCAGCAACAACAACAACAACAGCAGCAGCAAAGUCAACCAAUUUCCUCUUCAUCCUCCACCACAAAUACAACCCAAUACAUGGGAUUUCCCGUGACCAGUGCUCUUAAAACCCCACACGAUUUCUAUCCAAUCGCCGAUAGUGACUUUGUACAAAUCGCCCAGGAUCAUUGCUCAGACUUUACCCCAGACGAUGAAGAGGAACCUGUUGUGCCACCAUCCAGUUGUGGUGGCGGUGCUGGAGGUAGUAGUAGUUCCUCGAAGCCAAAAAAGGAAAAAUCUCAUCUGGGAGUGCGAACUUUACCAGCAAAAAUCUCACAAAAAGUUAAAUCGAAUGUCGGAACCUACAAGAAAGUCUCUUCGUCGAAAAGCAAGAAGCAAUCAUAUGACAAUGAUGAAGAAGACGCUGGUUACUUUAAAUCAAACACAAUUCAAAGCUCAAAAGCUGGCUUUAGUAAUAUGAGCUUUGAGGAUUUUCCAUCCGAUCAAGAAAUUGAUCGUAUGUCGAAAACGAUCCCCUUCGAAGUGGUUCGCAAUGAAAAAAUGCUUCUAGAAGCCGAAAAGAAAUUCGGCUCUUUGAAAAGACGGAGUAAUCUCUUCUGUAUCCUUGUUAAAUGUGGAGGAUUUUCAACUCAACUAUCGAAGCACGUAAACGAAACCAUCGAUGGUGACCCCCUAUGGAGUGCACGCUACGAUGUCACUCAUCCUGAUGCAGUUAUUCGAACCCACUUGGAUUUUCUUGAAAAUGGCGCUGAUAUUAUCCUGUCAAAUACUUAUCAAGCUAGUGUGGAGGGAUUCAUGAAGCAUUUAAAUUUAACUCGAGAUGAAAGUAUUGAAGUGAUGAAAAGUAGUGUGAGACUAGCUAAAAGGGCCAAGGAGAUUUAUUUGAAGACAAAUUCUUCAACAUCUACUGAAAGUGGACUUCCCCUGGUCAUGGCAUCUAUUGGACCUUAUGGUGCACAUUUAUGUGAUAAAUCUGAAUACAGAGGGAGCUACGCAGAAAGUGUUACACCGGAUGUAAUGCGUGAUUGGCAUAGAGUUCGAAUCGAAGCUUGUUUAAGUGAAGGUGUUGAUGGUCUAGCAAUUGAAACGAUUCCAUGUCAAAAAGAAGCUGAGACAGUUGUUGAUCUUUUGUGCGAAGAAUUUCCAAGUACAAAAUUCUGGGUUUCAUUUCAGUGUAAAGACAACCAACAUCUUGCACAUGGUCAAAAGUUCAAGGAUGCAUAUUUGUCCAUACAAAAAAGACUUGAAGAUAAAUCAGCAAUUACAAACUGUAUGGCUAUUGGAGUUAAUUGUGUUGAUCCCAAGAUUGUAGCAUCACUAUUUCGUUCGGUUCAGGGAAACAACAUUCCAUUCAUUGUCUAUAGCAAUCGUGGUGAAGAAUUCGAUGAACAAAACGGCUGGACAGGUGCUGAAAAAUGUGUUCCUUUAGCAACAUUCGUCCCGGAAUGGUCUCAAUUGGGAGCGAAAAUCAUUGGAGGAUGCUGCCGGGUUUAUCCAAGCGAUAUUUUAAAAGCUGAAAUGGGACUUGGACGAGUAUUAAUUAAAGAUGGUGGUUUUGCAACCCAACUCACCACACAUGUGGGGGAUCAGGUGGAUGGUGAUCCACUGUGGAGUGCCAAAUUUAAUGCCACAAAUCCACAGGCAAUCAUUGACACACAUUUGGAUUUCCUUCAAGCUGGGGCAGAUAUAAUCCUAACUAACACUUAUCAGGCUAGUGUUGAAGGUUACGUCGAGUACUUAGAGAUGGAUGAGGAACAGAGCAUUGAACUGAUAAGACGCACUGUUCAAUUUGCAAAAGUGGCAAAGGAAAAAUAUCUACGAGAAUGCUAUGAUACCAAUCAGAGAUUACAAGAAGGAUUUCCAAUGAUCAUUGCGUCAAUUGGACCAUAUGGAGCCCAUUUACACGAUGGUUCGGAAUAUACUGGAAUCUAUGCUGAUUAUGUUGCACCCAGAGUGAUAGCCCAAUGGCACAGAACUCGAAUCGAUGCAUGCCUUGAAGCUGGGGUAGACGCUCUGGCCAUUGAGACAAUUCCGUGUCAAGCCGAAGCUGAUGCGCUGGUUGAUCUUCUUUGUGAUGAGUAUCCUGAAGUUAAAUUUUGGAUUUCAUUUCAAUGCAAAGAUGGUUUAAGUUUGGCUCACGGUGAAAGUUUCCGAGAAGCAGCUUUGUCUAUUUGGGAAAAGUUGAGAAAACGAAAAUGUGUCGACAAUUGUUUGGCCAUUGGAGUCAACUGUCUUCAUCCCAAGUUUGUUACUCAACUAUUCCAAAGUCUGAACGGAAAUCGUGCAGAAAAGGAUAAAAUCCCUCUUGUAGUUUAUCCAAAUAGUGGAGAAGUAUAUGAUGUGAGAAAAGGCUGGACCGGCAAAGAAGACUGUGUUCCUUUGGAGAAUUAUGUUCCUGAAUGGAUACAUUAUGGUGCUAAAAUUGUCGGUGGAUGUUGUAGAACUUACGCUAGAGAUAUCCAACGUAUUGGGGAUUGUGCAAGGGGCCUCAAGGGAAAGAAAAUUUAGUCUUUAAGUUUAUAAUGAUAAUAUUUAGGUACAUUAUACAUACCAUAUUAUAUGAAUAUGCAUAGAUUGUUGUUAUUUUUGUUUGUUGAUAUAUUUAGUUAUUCAAUGUGAAAAAUAGCAAAGAAUUAUAUUUUGAAAUAAAUUGUUUUUUACCUUAAAAAA